GAUAUACGAACCGCGUGCGCACACACUUCCAAAGCUCACUGACACUCCAGUUCUCCAGUGAACUAAAGCUGUUUUCUCUGCUGGGAAGUGGAAUCGGAACUUCGCCGUAUGCACAGAGCCACGAGCUCACAGAGAAACAAUCAAACUAUUGUUGUAACUCCAGUACGACCUCGGCGAAAGGCGACGACAGCUCCAGUCUUUAUAUCAGAGUAGCCUACAUCAUCUGCGGAUAAAUCAAGACCAUAACAGAAUAUUAACGUUUGAUAAAGGCGAGGCUUACUGACAGGAUGACAGAAGUGAUGAACACCUGUGAUUCGACAGUGGGAGACCUCAGCAUCGAAGGCGCCUCAGGAGAAGAGGGUAUAUCCUUUCAGAUCUUUCCGGACUCCCACGAACGUUUCCACAAGCUGUCCAAACGGCUUCCCUCCAUCGUGGUGGAGCCCACUGAGAGCGGUGAAGUGGAGAGUGGCGAGCUCCGCUGGCCCCCCAAUGACCUUAGUUACCCUGAUGAAGACCCCGGAGAGGCCCAGGCAGCAGGCGAGGAUAAUCCAGCAGAGGUACAGCAAUGAUGGGAGGAGUUUAAAACUGACUCUCACAGUGCUGGCACCAUUCCAGCCACACACUGUGAGUGUCUCCAUGAUGGACAGAAGCAAGGAGGAGGGUGUUCAGGCUAAGCCCGUAAUCAACUAGAACUGCCAACUUGUUGGUAGACAACACUUGGUGGGGCUGAGCCCUGUACGAUUGUCUUAAAUAGCUCAUAGGUGCCAAACUCCAGUGAGUAGCUUGUUACUGUAGAUUCAUUUGUUGCUUGUUUUACUUUUUUAGGUUUCACAAACAACAUGUACAACAACAACAUGUACACCCCAUUCAGAGUUUGUUUAGCUGUGAUCUUUAGAUACAGUAUGCAAAAUAAAGAUAUGAACAGUUCUGUA
Messenger RNA from Salmo salar (Atlantic salmon), 932 nucleotides. Its product is annotated as protein LBH. The record is from RefSeq and is a predicted model, not a curated record. NCBI's taxonomy places the organism in Eukaryota, Metazoa, Chordata, Actinopteri, Salmoniformes, Salmonidae.